Striga hermonthica is the source of this 948-nucleotide messenger RNA. Lineage: Eukaryota; Viridiplantae; Streptophyta; Magnoliopsida; Lamiales; Orobanchaceae. The record is from the annotation of a GenBank genome assembly.
AUGAGCUCACACGACCGGCCGCCGCCGAUGUGUAUUCAGGGCGACUCGGGGCUCGUCCUCACCACCGACCCAAAGCCUCGUCUCAGAUGGACAGUCGAGCUCCAUGAACGUUUUGUCGAUGCUGUUACGCAGCUCGGAGGCCCUGAUAAGGCUACACCAAAGACUAUUAUGAGGGUUAUGGGGGUCAAGGGUUUGACUCUUUAUCAUCUCAAGAGUCAUCUUCAGAAAUUUAGGCUUGGGAAGCAGCCACACAAAGAAUUCAAUGAUCAUCAUUCAAUGAAGGAUGGGGAGAGAGCUUCAACUUUAGAGCUUCAACGAAAUAGUGUUUCUUCUGGAAUGAUGGGCCGCAGCAUGAAUGAAAUGCAAAUGGAGGUGAAUAGGAGACUUCAUGAACAACUAGAGGUUCAAAGGCACCUGCAGCUUAGAAUCGAAGCUCAAGGCAAGUACAUGCAAACUAUACUUGAAAAAGCGUGCCAAACACUCGCCGGCGAGAACAUGGCCGCCGUCAACUUCAACAAGCCCAUGGGCCUAGAGAUCCAGCCCAUUGGGCCCGGCCCAACAAACUUCCCUUCCUUCCAAGACCUCAACAUAUACGGAGGCCCAGACCAGCUGGACCUCCACCACCAGAGCAUGGACAGGUCAUCCGCGGAUGUGUUCAUAAGCGAUGGGUACUUAAGCGGCAAGAGGUCCAACAAUGGUAACGGUAAGAGCCCGUUAAUCUGGGCCGACUAUCCAUCGGCCGGCCCGUCUUAUUUGGAUGAUAGCGUCCCGGUCCAGAUUAAUAAUCCCCUGUUGGUCGACCAUAGGGCCCGUAAUAAUGAAGAACCGGGCUUGGAUAUUUACGACACGAAGACGUUUUUGGCGAAAGACCUUACGGUUGGAGAUAAGAAGUUCGACAUUUCUUCUAGGCCCGAGAGGCCAUCGGCCCAUCGGGCCGCGGUUGGGUGA